Staurois parvus is the source of this 744-nucleotide messenger RNA. The record is from the annotation of a GenBank genome assembly. Lineage: Eukaryota; Metazoa; Chordata; Amphibia; Anura; Ranidae.
GAAUUAAUUAGAACAAAACAUCUAGCUGAUGAUAAUUUUAUUUCCCUGCAGAUCCUUGGAGCGGUGAUCCUUGGUUUCGGAAUAUGGAUCCUCGUGGACAAGACCAGCUUCAUAGCUGUUCUACAGAGCUCGUCUCAUUCGAUAAAUGUCGGCUCCUACAUCCUGAUCGCCAUCGGAGGGGUGACAAUGGUCAUGGGAUUCUUGGGCUGUGUCGGAGCUGUGAAUGAAAUCCGAUGUCUCUUGGCACUGUAUUUCAUCUUUUUGCUGAUCAUACUGAUUGCCCAGGUGGCUGUUGGCGUCUUCAUUUACUUCCAGAGAGAUCAGCUUAAAAAUGAGAUGUCCACCAUCAUUGACGAGCUGAUUGUGACCUACAACCCGGAGGACAAUGUGAACAGCAAUGCGGAGAUCACAUGGGACUAUAUCCAGCACACUCUCCAGUGUUGCGGCUGGAAAGGUUACCAGAACUGGACCAAGAACCCGAGCGUGAGCAACCACACGGACACCUUCCCCUGUUCUUGUGUUCAGAAUUCCAACAGCUCAUACGGUUUCUGUAACGCCACCGCAUCAAACUUGUAUCAGAGUGGCUGCGAGAACCAAGUGGAGAGCUGGCUGAAGGACAACCUGGGGAUCAUCCUGGGCGUGUGCGUGGCAGUCGCCGUUAUUGAGCUUAUGGGCUUGAUCCUUUCCAUGUGCCUCUGCCGAAAAAUUCAAAAUGAAGAUUACACCAAAGUACCAAAAUACUGA